Messenger RNA from Suillus discolor, 608 nucleotides. RefSeq lists its product as uncharacterized. The record is from RefSeq and is a predicted model, not a curated record. Bases 73 to 315 code for a protein of 80 amino acids. The transcript has a single exon. NCBI's taxonomy places the organism in Eukaryota, Fungi, Basidiomycota, Agaricomycetes, Boletales, Suillaceae.
CCGUCGAAAUCAAACCGCAAGGUGAACGGAGGUAGAUGGUCCAAUCGGGUUUUUGGAAGAUUCCUCUGAUAUAUGUCGUGGUGCAAUCUUCCGAGAAUGCUGCCUCGUUUGAGAACCCCGGCCUCCUUUUAUGUAAACCUUUCACUUGCGAUGGUGGCUCUGUCGGUUCUUCGCUUGCUUCCAAAUUGCCUCCGUUUACAGCGGUGCCGUCCAACAGACCUCCCAGUUCGUGUCAGGCAAUCGCUGAGAGCAGCUCACAAUAGUGCAUUUUCAUCUUGCUUCAAUUGUUCACACCGUGAGCAAAUUGGUAUGUGAUGCCUUGUUUAUAUUUGUGACACUCAUACAUGCUCACUACGCAUCAAGGACGCAUGGCAUUACAACCUUCUUUCUUGACAUAGUAAGGGAGCCACGAGCAAGCCACGAAUGAGCGCAACAUCAUCAGGGUUAAUAGUUUUUCCUGGAAUGAAUAUAGGGCGCAGCAGGAAGCCCGCGAAUAUCCAACACAGGCAUCGAACUCAUGGUGCUUGUAAAGCCUUUGCGGUCAUUUAAGGUUGAUUACGAUGCGUACCCGUCGCAGAUACGCUCAAUUAUACUAUGCUUGACUUCUG